Messenger RNA from Apus apus (common swift), 7825 nucleotides. RefSeq names its product calpain 6 (gene CAPN6). Gene Ontology annotation, biological process: proteolysis. The transcript is spliced from 14 exons. Gene Ontology annotation, molecular function: calcium-dependent cysteine-type endopeptidase activity. Gene Ontology annotation, cellular component: cytoplasm. The coding region runs from base 545 to 2479 and encodes 644 amino acids. NCBI's taxonomy places the organism in Eukaryota, Metazoa, Chordata, Aves, Apodiformes, Apodidae. The record is from RefSeq and is a predicted model, not a curated record.
CACUGGUUUUAUUCAAGUGAGGAACAGCAUGCAGCCUAAUAAGGAAUAUAAUUUUUUUCAUGGUGCAUGUUAAUCUGCCCUGUUUUCCAUGCAAAAAAAGCCUGCAGCUCUUGCCAGGCAGCCUCACUUCAGCUCCUUCUUCAGAAGUUCAUUCACGGUUACAGUGCAAUCGCAGCUAAUGAACAGUUUACCAGGAGUAAACAAGGCUCUGCAUUUUGGGUCAGCUGGGAAGGUUUCCUGGUAUCACUGUGACUCAUCCCUGGAAGGGUCAUCCCAAAACACACCCCCUGUGAUCUGAUCUUGGUACAGUCUGAAGAGUCCCAGGUUAAGAAGCUGAAGGGAUUGUUGUUUGCAGAAGUCACUUUGGAGUUUGCUGUGCCUCUGAGCGGGGACAGUCCUUGGCCAGAUAACUCAAGGAAAGGGAGAUACACCUCUAACCCGUGGCAGGAAGGAAGAGGAGAGGAACUGACACACAGGAGUGUUCCAAACAGAGCAAGUUCAGAUAUUCUCUCCACUCCCUCUCUUGAAACAAAGACAGAGAGAUAUGUCUUCAUCAGUGCAAUUCUUCAGGGAUCAGAAGUACCACGAACUGAAAGGGCAGUGUAUCCAGCAGAGACAGCUCUUCAAAGAUCCUGAGUUUCCAGCCUCAGAUGAAUCUCUUUUCUAUCAGUCAGCACCACCAAGGAAAGUUGAAUGGAAGCGCCCAAAGGACCUCUGUGAAGACCCCCGCCUGUUUGUGAAUGGAAUCAGCUCCCAUGACUUGCACCAAGGCACCUUGGGGAACUGCUGGUUUGUGGCUGCAUGCUCCUGCUUGGCUUUGAGGAAGACCCUCUGGCAGCAGGUGAUUCCAGACUUUAAUGAACAAGAAUGGGACCCUAAAAACCCAGAGAAAUAUGCUGGGAUUUUCCGUUUCCGUUUCUGGUGCUUUGGAGAAUGGACAGAAGUGGUUGUUGAUGAUCUGCUGCCAACGAUGGAUGGGAGGUUGAUCUACUGCCAUUCCAAUGUGAAGAAUGAAUUCUGGAGCGCAUUACUGGAGAAAGCUUAUGCAAAGCUGGCCGGAUCUUAUGAAGCCCUAGAUGGGGGCAGUGCUGCAGAUGCAAUUGUGGAUUUCACUGGAGCCGUGUCAGAAUCUAUUGAUUUGGUACAUGGCAAAUAUGGUGAGAUUAUUUCUGAGCAGAUGAAGCUGUUUGAAGACUUGCUGAAAGUGCAUAAAAGAGGCGGACUGAUCAGCUGUUACAUCGCGGCUUCUUCUGGCAGUACCUAUGAAGGGGAGACACGGAUGGGUCUUGUCAUUGGUCAUGCCUACUCAGUGACUGCAAUUCGGAAGAUGCGCCUUGGAGAAAGGCUCACAUUCUCUUUUAAGGCAGAAAAGCUGUUUAUGAUCAGGCUGAGGAAUCCUUGGGGAAAAAGAGAGUGGAAUGGUGCCUGGAGUGACAAUUCUGAGGAGUGGAACAAAAUCAGCAAUUCAGAACGUAAGAGCUUGGGACUCACUCUUGAGAAUGAUGGAGAGUUCUGGAUGACGUUUGAAGACUGGUGUAAGAAUUUCACUGAUGUGGACAUCUGCCGGAUUGUCAAUACCUCCUACUUCAGCAUCCACAAGACCUGGGAGAAGAAAAUUAUGCAUGGGGCUUGGACAAAGAAUUCAGAGCCCCUGCUAAAUCGCUGUGGUGGGUGCUUUGAUAACAAAGAGACCUUUCUUCAGAAUCCCCAGUACAUCUUUGAUGUGAAGAAGACAGAGGACAAAGUGUUGGUCUCGUUACAACAGGAGGAUCGCCGCAAAUACAAGAAAGAAGGGAAAGGAGACAGCAUCCCAAUUGGCUUUGAAAUAUUGAAGGUGGAAGAUAACAGAGGCUAUCGACUACACAAGCUCACUGUGCAGGAGAGAGUGGCCACGUCUCCCUACAUCAACACACGCACCGUCUUCGUGAAGAGGAUCCUUAAGCAAGGCCGCUACGUCCUUAUCCCAACUACAUAUCUUCCUGGUGUCACUACAGAGUUCAUCCUGAGACUCUUCACAGAUGUGCCAUCAAAACUCAGGGAGCUGAAGUCAGAUAAGCCCAAAAUGACAUGUUGGAGUCUUCUUUGUGGCUAUCCACGCAGAGUCACCCAAAUCAAAAUUCAGUCUGCAGAGGGCUUACAGAAGCAAGACAGAUCAGGUGGAGCAGAUCCCUUUGUGCUUAUCAAAUGUGAGAACCAGAAGGUGCGCUCCUCUGUGCAACAUGAUACCACUAGUGCCAUCUUCAACACCCAAGUGAUUUUCUACAGGAAGAACAUCGACAGUCCUAUCAUUAUCCAGGUCUGGAACAGGAACAUCCUGUGUGACCAGUUCCUAGGACAGGCGCUGCUGGCAGCUUCACCCAGUGACCCCAGAGAACAGCAGACUCUGCAGCUCCGAGGGAGAGGCAGCCGAGAAGCAGCCGAGGUGCCAGGUCGCAUCACUGUCAAGGUUUUUUCCAGCGAUGACCUCGUGGAGCUAUGAAUACCAAAGCCCCGCAGAGCCAGACAGAGCUGUCACCUCACAGCAGGGGGCUUUGUCUGUGUUUUUGUGUGAAUGACUCGGGAGCAAAGGUUGCACAUAAUCAUAAUCGCUUUAAAAAGAAAAAGCCCUCUAACUCUCCACGUUAUCAUGGAUAACGGGGAGAGAGGCUUUGAAAGAGGGAAAAAUACAUAUUUAUACAUAUAUAUGUUCAUGAUACAGGAAAUGCAGCAAAAGAGGGGCCAAACUAAAUGUUAGCAGAUAGGCUCACUAAGAUGUGACUGACUCUCUUCCCCAGCAGCAUCUCUCAGGAGCUCUUGGCACAUAAGCAGGAAGCACAUGUGACUGGUCUCACAGGUUCCCAGCACAUUGCUGGGACUGGAUGCAGGCAGGAAUGGCUCCAUCUCCGUGCUAAGGUACCAGCAGGUUGGUGGGAUGGCAGGCACAAGGUGGAUUUCCAUGGCAAGUCCUUGUUCACUGCCAGGCUGCAUUUGGGAAGGGGAAGCUUUUUAAGCUUUGAUUGAAAUUUUUUUCCCCAAAUAUGUAUAUAAAAUUAUUGGUGAAUUUCAUAGUUAUUGCUACAGAUCAGAUGUUUCUAUUCCUUGGCAAAAAUGUCAUUAUUACUCAAGGAGUUCAGUCAUAGGUCAGAGCCUUAAGCCCAGGCAUGCCAGGGCAACGUUAAAAUAGAAGGGCAGGUCUUGCAGAGCCUAUUUGAACAUCACAGCAAAUAAGAGCUUUGUGCACAUAAAGGCUCUCAGAUUGACUUUUUAAUUCCAUUCUCCACCUCAAGCUGAUGACUCACAAAUUGGUAUCUCUGGCAAUAGAUAGGCACCUCACAAUAGAACCGUGGUUUUGCUCAGAGGACAAAUUCAGCAAGGGGAGCCUCCUUGCUAAGGCUUUGUUUAAGCCACAUGAUGCUAAAAAUGGAGUAAUACUCCUUUUGCUUCAUUAGGUGUGAUGGUAGCACCAGACUGAGAGAGGACGAAAUUAGCUCACGACAUGGAUGGGUUUGUAAAACAAAGAUGCUGCGCCCUGGCAGGUAUCAGGCAUCACUCAAAGUUUUGCAUGGGUUUGUUGCUGACAGAGCUAAUGUCUUUGAAGAAGUUUAGCUUGGGUAUCAUGGAGGACAGGUCUCGUUUCACAUUUCGUUCAAACAGGGCUCAGGUACAAACUUUCUUUUAGCCUUUGCAUAUAGCCUGAUGGAAACAUUUCAUCAUAGCAGGCAUUUCCGUGCUGUCAGGCUGUGCAGUGAUUCUGGCAGGGGAAGAGGUUCAAUGUGUUAGAUCUCUUGGAAAUGGAUUUCAUAUGGUUGCAAAUUCUGGUGUUGAAAGUGAAGCUCAAGGAUGACUGUUCUUCCUUUUGUACAGCCAGAAAGUUUUGAUUUCUCUGUACCCUGUAACCACUUCAGGCAUUUUGUGCAGUUUCUGUAAUUUAUAAAAUGGCUCUCAGUAGAGUUAAUGUUUUCACAAAAGGUUUUGAAGUCUCAGGGAUCAUUGCCAUGGAAGGAAAAAGCUUUCUCUGUCAUGUUGAAGAUGGAAUAUACAGCUACGAAUGAUAUUUUACCACCAUCAGCUUAGUUAUGUGGACCAAGUUCCUAAAUCCAGCUCUUUUUAAAUAGCUUGGGCUCAAGCUGUUUUGCACACAGAGCAUUUAUCAGAUGUGAACUACAUGAGGUUGACAGCCCUACAGGCAAGUGAAUUCUUCUCUGUAAACUCACAGCUUCAGAGUUGCUUACUCUCAGGUACACUUGUAAAAAAUUAUUUUUUAUUUUUUUUAAAAAGCAUGAAUUGUCUCACACAGACCAGAGCUUGGGCAAGGCACACAGGAACUGCAGCUCAAUCUGUGCUGUCCAAGCCCUGCUCUGAGACCUGUUUGCCUCACUUUUCCUCCCACGCAGUUUGAUGCUGUGGUAGCUGCUCCUCAGCAGCGUGGCCCAAGGGGUGACUGCAGCCCCUUGGGUGCAGAGCACCAUGCUGGUGUUCCAGCCCUGGAUAGAAACCCAUGCUGCAAUUCGUAGGACAGCAAAGCCUCAGGACAGCACACCAAGGCAGAGCAGAAUAGGUCAUGUCAUACUCCUGUUUCAGACGGACUUUUCUCCAGGGGCUGUUCUGUAUGAGAAGGGUGCAGUAAGAAGGGGUUGGCUUGGCCAGCUGAUUGAUUUGGGUCAGUGUUUAGCCUGAAGAAGGUUUCUCUGAGGGACAGCACCCAGCAGGGCCUGGCUGCUUUCCCUUCUGUGACCUGAGGCAGAUGGCAGGAGACCAGAGGAGGCUCAUGCCCCCCUGCCCAAAUAUUUGCCUGAUCUGAGAGCUGGUGUGAGCUCAUUGAGGGCACCAAGCCAGAGGGGAGUUCCUUGGCUGCUUCCUUGGAGCCCUGCAGCACUGGACUCCAGCUGCGGGCUACACAUCCCACUUAAGCAUCUGUGUAAGGGUUGUCCCCCAUGUCCGCAGGGCAGAGGGAGCUUGACCAGCAGUUCUUUGUUGUGUACAGCCUGACAAGGAGAGAGUGGCUAAAGGUGAUGGUUAUUAUCAUAGUGUCGUCUUCUUUGCUGUUCCUCACCCUGAGCAAGACCAAGACCCCGGUUUGGGGACUUGUCCUUGUCCCUGGCCACACAACAGCAGUCUCUCAGGAGCCCUGUUAAGAUGUUAAUGUGUAGUUGCUGUUUGUCUCAACUAAAUGCUCACCGUUUGGAAUUCUCACUAGGGAGCUGCGGGGUAGAGAGCCAGCCUGGCUGCUGCAGCGUGGCUGGGGUGCAGGGGGCAGCGCCGGCUGUAACGGGAGCAGCCGGGGCAGUAGCUUUCAGCCCGCAUUUCGGAGAGUCGUGUCCUGCACCUUCUGGGGGUGCCGCCGGGUCGGUCUCGCUGUCGGGCCGCGGGCGAUGUGGUGGAAGGUCCUUCGGGCUGGCGGUGCCCUGCCUGCCCUGCCUCUGCCCUGCCCCUGCCCUCCCUGCCCUGCCCCUGCCCUGCCCUACCCUGCCCUGCCCGCCCUGCCCUGUCCUGCCGCUGCCGCUGGGCGGCGCCCGCGCCCCGCUCCCGGGCGGCCGCCGCCAUUUUGUGCGUGCGGGCGGGGCCGGGCGGGGCCGGACAUGGCGGGAGGGCGAGUCCUGCGGGGGCUCGGGGCGCGGGAACCGGCCCCGUGUCGGCGCCGCACGGUUCUGCCCCGUCUGUGCUCUGCACGUGUGUGUAGCAAACGUACGUGCCCAGAGAUCUGGGUGAUCUUGAGCUCUUCUGCGCCAACGUGACUGCAUAUUAGGAACAGAUACAUGUAGUAUAGUGUGUGACAUGCAUAGGAGGGUCUCGGGGGGUGUACAGUACCCCAAAAUAGGCAGUAUAUUGUAUAGAUGGCUAGAGAGAGGGAUCCUUUGAGGGGCUGUGUAUCCACCUACAUGUAUGUAUAGAUCCUAUAAUACAUAGAAUCACAGAACACCAGGUUGGAAGGGACCUUUGAUCAGCUGGACCAACCUGUCUUGGCAAAGGCAUGGACCAGGCAGGAUGGCCUGGCACCUGGCCCAGCUGGGUCCUGAAAGUGCCCAAUGCUGGGGACUCCACCACUUCCCUGGGGAGAUUAUUGCAACAUCUGUUUCUUCUUGUGUAAAGUUUUCCUCUUCUGUCCAGUUGGGUUCUCCUCAGGAGUAACUUGUACCAUUACCCCAUAUCUUUUCCAUGUGAUGUCUUGUAAAAAGGGAGUCACCAUCUUCUUCAUAGCUGCCCUUCAAGUACUGGGACAUGGCAGUGAGGGCUCUCCUAAGCUUUCUUUUCUCCAGGCUGAACAAACCCAGCUCUCCCAGCCUUUCCUCAUAUGGCAGCCUUCCCAAUGCUUUGAUAAUUUUUGUGGCCCUUCUCUGCACCCUUUCCAGGCUUGUCCACAUCUUUUUUGUAUAGUGGGAGCCAAAACUGAACACACUAUUCCAGAUGUGGCCUGACAAGGCUCCCUAGUUCAAGAGAGACAAGGAUCUACUUGAGAGAGCCCAAGGAAGGGCUACGAGGAUGAUUAAGGGACUGGAACACCUGCCUUAUGAGGAAAGGGUGAGAGACCUGGGAUUUUUCAAUCUAGAGGGAAGACGACUGAGGGGAGAUCUAAUUAAUGUCUAUGAAUACACGAGGGCUGGGUAUCAAGAAGGCAGGGACAAGCUCUUGUCACUUGUGCCCCAUGACAGGACAAGGGGCAAUGGACUCAAACUUGAGCAUACGGAGUUCCACCUCAACAUGAGGAAGAACUUCUUUGAACAGGCUCCCCAGAGAGGUUGUGGAGUCUCCUUCUCUGGAGACAUUCACGACCUGUCUUGGAUGCCUUUCUGAGUGGUCUGCCCUAGUUGGUGGCUUUUUUUUUUUUUUUUUUAGUCCUGCUUUGGCAGGGGGUUGGACUUGAUGAUCUUCGGAGGUCCCUUCCAACACCUAAUAUUCUUGUGAUUCCGUGACUGGAGUGGGAUGGUGACUUCUGCUGCUGAUGCCCUUGUUGAUGCAGCCCAGCAUCCUGUUGGCUUUCUUUGCUUCUGCGGCGCACUGCUCAGUGAUGCUGAGCUGCUUGUCCACCAGGAUGCCCAGGUACCUUUCCACAGAGCUACUCUACAGUCAGGUAGGUCCCAACAGAAGGCUGUCAGGAGCUGUACCAAAAGCUUUGAAGAAAUCCAGGAAGACACUGUCUGCUGCUCAUCCUGUAUUAGCUACGCUGGUUACUUUGUCACAGAAGGUGACCAGGUUUGUCAGGCAUGAUUUGUCCUUAGGAAAUCUGUGCUGGCUUUUCCCAGUCACAUAUGAUUGGACUUGUGUUAGCCCCCAGCAGGAUUCUUUCCUUCUACAAUUUCCAACUGAUGGGGCUGUAAUUUCCUGGAGCCUCUUUUAAACCCUUCCUGUAGCUGGGAGUGAUAUUAGACCCCAUCUGUGCUUCUGGGACCUCCCCUGAUCUCCACGACUGCUCAGAGAUGGUGUAGAUCGGCCUUGCAGUGAUGUCAGCAGCUCCCUUCACCCCCACUGGGUAUUGUCAGGGUUACAGUGCAGCUAACCUAGAUGCAACAGUUCUGUAAGGGCCUCUAGUUACAGGGCUUUGUAUGUAACACACACACACACAUAUAUAUAUAUAUAUGUAGGGAGAGAAAGUGUUAUAUCAGUUACUUGCCUGCUCUUUCCUAUAUAUAUAAAAAAACCCCAUUAUAUAUACACAACUAUGGCUACAUACAUAUACAUAGAUAUAUUAAUAACAUAAAGAUGGAAAUUGUUUUAUAAAGGCUAUAUUCAUAUAGUUAUGCAUUUGUAUGAAGGGGGGGUUUGCCUGUGUAUAUCUUUAUGUAUAGUGAAUUUCAUAAACUUAUCUAAACCUAUAUAUCUAUGCAUAAAAUGGAGCAUUACACAGUUA